UGGUGGGUCCUCCUCAAUGUUUACCGCGGGUCACGAUGCUUCGCUCGGCCAGCCGGCGCCAAGCAGCAAGGUUCCACGCCACGUGGUUCUACUACGCCGUCUACUUAGUGCUGUUCCUUUUCCUUUCCGUGCUGAGUAUGAGCGCGCCGAACCAGUGUCGUCGCACGCUACACGGCUCACCUGGGAGGGCAUUCUACGCCCCCCCCCCCCACAUCAUCCCCGCACAAUAAGGUUGUCGUGGCAUUGCUGAGCGCUCGCAAAGCCGGGGGCAAGGCUACUGUUUGAAUGGGUAUUACAUAGGCGGCGCGGCGGUGAGAGGAGAUGGCACUGUUGAAAACGUACGGCGAAUUUCACCGUAAGUUACAGCUGCUGCACUUCAAGUUAUGGUGAGCAGAGCAGGUCACUGUGAUUUAAAGUAAAGAGCCACUAUAACUUUACAGUGAAAUUCACCAUAUCUUUACAUCGAACAUUACCUAGGAAGAGUGCUACGGGUGUCCAGUAACUUACGGUCUAAGUCGCAAUUAACUUUUAUCAGUAAAGGGAGAUGAGCAUUGGGAAGCUGGCGUUCGUUCAAAAAGUACGUCAAUUCUUCUCACAUUCGUUCGGCAAGUUACGGGUGCUCGGCGCCUGCGAGAUUCCGGGUAGGCCACCCCGCAGUGCACGCACGUCCUGCACGAACGAUGUUGCCUACCCCCCAGGCGUUAUGGGAGCUUACAGAGUCUAAACUUUAGCAGGUUCGUAACGGCGAAUAGCGGGCGUACUUUCUGGACGAUCCAAUAGGCUACACUGUAACUCAACCGAUUGAAGGCACCAAAGUGUCCGCCGGGAAGUCGUCCUCAGUGGGACAGAGUUGUUGGGUGUCAUAAUUACUUAACACUUUGUCUCCUACCUGCUGGCACCCCUGGCGCGCUCCACACCAGUUAAAUGUUUCAUAUGCGUGCAAUAAUAUUGCUCCCAGCCAUGGAGUCCCAGCCCAACGCCAUCCUCACUUUAUCCUAAUCCAGACAAUAUUUGACAGUCCUGUCGCGAGGUAACAAGCAGCUGCGGUGAGCUUCCAGAGGACAUCGUUACCGCCCCGCCGCCCGCUCGCCAUGCAGGCCCUGCAGGCCCUCGUGGCGCUGACGCUGGCGCUGCUGUGCGCCGCCGGCCGCGCGGUCGCCGAGGUGCCGAUCCCCGACUUCAUCCUGAUCUGCAAGCGGACUGACCCGCAGGUAGACCAGUGCAUCAAGAAGUCCGUCGAGCAGCUGCGGCCGCACCUCGUGCGCGGCAUCCCCGCCUUCAACGUCCCCUCCCUGGAGCCGCUCAUCCUCCCCGAGAUCAGGGUGGGCGAGUCGACCGGCAUCCGGAUCCGAGCGCGGAACGUCAAGGCCUUCGGCUGCAGCGACUUCAAGAUCAACAGGCUGAGGGUUGAUCUGGCUCGGAACGACAUCGAAAUGGCCAUCACGCUACCCAAGCUCUUCAUCCUCGGGGACUACACGGUGGACGGGCGGGUGUUCCUGCUGCCUGUCAGAGGCGCCGGCCAGCUGACCGGCAACAUGACGGACUGCAAGGGCGACGUCCACCUGCGGGGCACGGUCUCCAAGCGUGACGGCGUGGACUACCUCAAGUACGACACCCUGGCCGUGCGGAUCGCCGUGGGGCGCGGCUCCCUGCACCUCGACAACCUAUUCGGCGGCCAGCAGACUCUGGGUGACAUCGUCAAUGCGGCCAUCAACAGCAACUUCAAGGCGUUCUUUGGGGAGCUGAAGCCAUCUGUGGAACGCGCGCUGUCGCAGGAGUUCCUCAGCGUUGCCAACAAGAUAGUGACGGCGGUGCCGUACGAGAAGCUUUUCCCUGCCUCGUAGCCCCCCAGGGCACCGUGGAGUAUGGGACGUUCAAGUCGCUGGAGAGCCUGACAACAACAGUCGACCACUACUUUUGCCGACAGGUGUCCUGUAACUGUGAAAUACAUAAAAAUGACUGCGGCUUUUACUUACACAAUACACAAACUACUCACGGUUGUGACCUUGUCUAGGCAUAUAAAGAAAUAAUGUUUCGCCCAAUGGUGAAUGUUCUUAACGUUGUUCAGCACAGUGGUUGGCUAGGAGUUGAAAUGUUUUUGUAGCCAAAUUGCGCGUUAUGAAAUCAUUCAAAAGGCCCACAGGUUUCGUACAGUUUUACCAAAGAUUUUUUUGUGUCAAGGUCAUUUAUCUCAGUUUUAAAAGAAGACAUUACUAAACAAUACAGCAAGUUAGAUAAUGUAUUGGUUUUAAGAAAUUCAUUUUCAUUAUAGUACACCAAGUAGAUUCAUAAUAGUUUUUUAGGUAAUCAUUGCAUUGUGGUCAAGGCAUACCCAAUUUGUCAGCGGUUGUAUAUAUAGAGAGCAUAUAGUACAUCAUGGCGUUAUGAAUCAAAAUAUUGAACAAAAUGAUGUACCAGCUGAUUGUGAUUUGAGAAAUUGCAUGUCUGCCAUUUGUAAAGAUAAAUAUUCAAUUUUAAAAACUUGAA
Molecule: messenger RNA, 2487 nt
Organism: Frankliniella occidentalis (western flower thrips)
Lineage: Eukaryota; Metazoa; Arthropoda; Insecta; Thysanoptera; Thripidae
Gene: Jhbp3
Product: protein takeout
Exons: 6
Coding region: 1092-1844 (250 amino acids)
Source: RefSeq, a predicted model, not a curated record